CUAUCCACUGCCGUCCCUUCUAUUUCCCAUCCAUUUUGCCUCUUUGGGUCACAAUCAACGGCGAUCAAGAGUUCCCAGCGGCCAUCAACAGUCGUCUAGCGCAAGAGUUCCACCACACUUCUUCCUCUCCGUAAUGCCUGCCCGAUUCUUCUAACAGAUUUGAUGAAUCUAGGGAUUUAAUCGUCGACCGUCUGCUUCCUCAGGCUGUUCGUCUUCCUUCCUCCACUGCACGAGCUUCUUUUUUUCAUGAUUUCAAAUACGGAGUAACCAGAUUUGGCUUGAAAUAUGCUGAAAAGAUUUCCUUGAGUCGAAGUUGUCUGUUGAAGAUGGAGGAGGAGCAUGAGCUGGAGGUAAGCUCUUGAAAGACAAUAAAAAUCUGCAAUAUAAGUGUACACUAUAGCGUCUAAUUGGCUUGAAUUUGUUAUCAUGAGCUUUCUGAUAUGUAUACACUUUUUCCAGUACAUGCACAUCUAUUAUUUUUAUAGAAAUUGGAUUGUUUUGUUUAUAUGUUAUGAUUAUGACUAUUUAUUUGAAUUUAAACAAUUUGGGGAAGGCUUAGGAUCUUUGCAUAAUAAUAAUGAACAGGAUAAAAAACUUUCACUCUCUUUUUAACCCCUCUCGAUGGGCAAAGAGAGAGGUAAGCAAGAAAUCUCAGAUAUCCUCCAUGGAACCUACAAUGAGAAGUGCUUCUAUUGCAACGAAUGACCAGUCUUAGGCUUCAACUGUGAGCAAUUCAUCAAAAUAGAUUUAUUUAUGUUUUCGUUAAAAUAUGUUUAUAUCUGCUUUCAUUUCAGGUGCAUUGCACAUAUCAGAUUAUUAUUUUUCUCCUGAUUGCUCACUUUAGCCUUCCACCUUCCAUGUACUUCAGGUUCCUUUCCUUCGGCGAUUAUUUUGGUAUAAUUUAUAAGCAGGUCAGCCAUUUCAGGUAUUCACCUCUGUAUUUUCACCAAUAAUUUGUAUUUAAAAGAUAGCAUACAUGAUCCACCCAAAGCUUUAUUGCGACUAAAGUACUCAUGUAGUGUAUCAUAGGGCCUGUGCAAAACAGAGAGGUAUUUACCAUCCACAUCAUUACAACGUCCAUUUAUUUCAACACCUCCACACCUACAUUUAACAAACUCAAUUCACUAUCUCUCUUUUAAGUUUGCUCCUUUGUAAUGGUUGAUCGCAGUAGAUGUUUAUAGACAAAUGAGAACAUUUCCACAGGGACUGCUAGCGAAGCUACCUCCUACCACACAAACCCAAGAGGACCCCAUAUAGAACAAUGGAAAUAAAAAGAAGCUCUUGAGGUUUCGGUGUCUCUUUUUAACCAAUGAAUUGUUGUUUCCUAAUCCAUGCUUAGCUUUUUAAUUUAAAUAAAACACUGAAUAUUAUGCCUGUGAUGACAUCACUAAUUCACUGAUAAUAUUGGACUAAUUGCGGAUUGUCUUGAAGCUUGAGGCCUAGCAUUUGAUUGAGGUGCAAUUGCUAUGUUUGAAUCCCAAUGAAGACCCAAGUAAAUUUUAUUUUUUAGAAAUCAGGUAAGGUAUGUAAAUCUUUAGAACACGUGGUGUGGUGUCUAAGAUGUGAGCUUAAUAAAAGGCAUUUGUUUAUAUUAAGGAUUGAGUUUGUUUUGUUUUUGAACUCAUGCUAUUAAAUAAUGUAUUAUUUACACAACUGUAUGUGCUGAAUGUUUAAGAAUUUGAGGCUUAAUAUGAUGAUGAGUUUGUGAAUUUAUGUUCAUGUUGAUACUGAAAGUUGUGCUUCAUUUGUUGUUUUUGUGAAAUAUUAGUUCUAUUUUUUUGAAAAACUGCAUUUUGAAUAAUAUUUUCUUCAUUUUGCUUGCGUUUUAAUUGUGGGGCUGCCACGUGUCAGGCCACACGAUGUUUUUUUAAGAAGUGCCAGUCCAUGUAGGACGUUAUUUGCUGAGGUGUCAUACUCCUUUUUUCUUUCAUCGUCUCUUAGGCGAUCGAGAUUAGGGUUGUAAAUUGCGACCAACACUGCAUGAACUCCAAUAGCCUUCCAAGAUCCCAUCCACCGCAGGACUUCAAAAAUCCAUAGCUAGAUUGCCUUCUCGGAUCCCAACUUCCGCAGCACUCCAUCCGCCGUAGCACUCCUGUUGAUUCACAUUAGUAACAUCGCUCAAUGGCGACCUGAGAUGGCAUUAGACACUACAAUUGCAGUUCCAGAGAGGUGGCAUCAACCUUCGGUGCCCAUCCAAAAAAAGGUAUUUUCUAAUUCCUUAACCAAAGGUUCAAUAUGUUCUCUGCUCUUUUCGGAGACGAACGAUGACACCCAUCAAAAACCUUUGCGUCUCCACUUCUUGCCAACAUCACCAGCUUUAUUUUUAUCCCAUCAAUUCAUAAAACCAUAUAUCUGAGGUUUUUUCAAUCCUCAAUUUCACUUUAAAAUAUUCAUAUUUAAAAUAAAUGUUUUUAUUUGUGUACAGAAUUAGUUGAAACGUAUUUCCUAGAUGUUCUUCAGGGUUUCUAGAAUUAGGCGUAUUCAUGUGUUUUAGUUAUGGCUAUGGCAAAGGCAGAUCUCGGUCUUGACUAAUGGUGAUGACAACUAGCUUGGUUUGCUUUGAUGCUGGUUUCUUUAGUGCCCAAUUGGGUAGGGCAUUUUUUUUGUAAAAAUAGACAAAACAGUGACGUUUGGAUGAUCAGGCCGCCGGCGGCGGCUCACCGGCGUGGAGAUUCGUUCGGCGAUCGAGAUUGAGCGUGAGAUAUAGAGAUUAUGAUAGGUGCCGCGAAUGGGGAGAUGAUGAGAACCUCCGGCCUCCCGCUCGAGACUAUCACCGCUGCUGCUACUGCAAUCGCUUCCGCACGGAAUCGCGCCUCUCAAGCUUCCUCCCAGAAGAGAAGAUGGGGAAGCUGCUUCAGCAUAUAUUGGUGUUUUGGGUCAAAGAAGAAGAACAAAAGAAUUGGACAUGCAGUCUUUGAUCCCGAAACAAGAGGGAUUCCAGGAAAUGUUCAUCUCGCUCAAGCUGAUCACCCAACUGGAACCACAACCACUUUCGCUCUUCCUUUUGUUGCUCCUCCGUCAUCUCCCGUAUCAUUCAUCCAAUCAGAGCCUCCUUCUGCUACUCAAUCACCUGUUGGAUUGAUAUCAUUCUCUUCAAUGUCUGCAAACAUGUAUUCACCCGGUGGACCUGCUUCAAUAUUUGCAAUUGGGCCUUAUGCGCAUGAAACCCAGUUAGUUUCUCCUCCUGUAUUCUCAACAUUCACCACAGAACCUUCCACAGCUCCCUUCACUCCUCCUCCCGAGUUGGUGCACCUGACAACACCUUCUUCGCCUGAGGUGCCCUUCGCCAAGCUUCUUGACCCAAACCUUCAAAACGGAAAUAUGCUUCCACUUUCACCUCGCGAAUUCCAGUCUUAUCAACUACACCCUGGAAGCCCAAUCAGCCGGUUGCUUUCUCCUGCCUCAGCAAUAUCUGGUUCAGGGACCUCAUCGCCUUUCCCUGACCGUGAAUCUCAUGACAUGACACCAGAUUCAGCAGGACCCUGGGCACAUAACAAAAUCAAGUUCCGCCAUCAAAACUCUGACAUCUGCCAUUCAAAUUCAUACUAUAAAUGGAGGAAUGCUGAGGCAGUGUCGGACCAACGAGUUUCAUUUGAGGUGACUGCAGAAGAUUUUGUUAGGUGCAUAGAGAAAAAUCCAAGGCUGUUAUCCAAUGAUAGAUCAGUAACUUCUCCUGAAAAAGUAUGGGAUUCUACAGCCAAAGCACAGGGAAGAACCGGUCCGUCACCAGGAGAAAGUCUUGAGAAGAACCGGUCCAUCACCCUCGGAUCUUCGGAGGAAUUCAACUUCUUCGAUAACGGAAACGAAGAAGUUUCAGAAACGGGUAGUGUUGCUGGUCCUUGCCCUGGCCCCGAGAAGUGGUCUUUCUUCCCAAUGAUGAUGCAGCCAGGGUGAUAUAGUAUAGUUGGUCCGGCCGGGCACCCAUGGACCUAUCACACAGGUAGCAUAUAUUAUGAACGAAGGCUGUUUUUGAAGCACUUAACAUUAUCAGAUAAAAAGGGGACUAAAAAUGGGAGUAAUCAAAAUCUUGAUUUUGAAGCAUGGAUUCUCACCUGCAGUCCUGCACAGAUUGACCAAGUCGUAGAUGUCUUCCAAUCAAUCCGGUACGCGAUAUAAAUAAUAGAUGGAUGGAUUGGUGGCGGGAUAAAUAAUUAUAAUUAUAAUAGUUAUUCGCGUCCUUUAUUUUUUUAUUAUUAUUUUGCGCGUGUGUAGAAAGUUUGGUUUUUAAUGUAAUCCCCUAUCGAAUACAUAAUAUAUUUCCGUAUCGUCUGGCUUAGAGAACAAUUUUUUAUCAGAUGGAAGAAUAGAAGGGUGCUGAUUUUAUUUCAUUUUUGGCACAACCAAUCUUUACAAAUUU
Molecule: messenger RNA, 4357 nt
Organism: Cuscuta campestris
Lineage: Eukaryota; Viridiplantae; Streptophyta; Magnoliopsida; Solanales; Convolvulaceae
Source: the annotation of a GenBank genome assembly